Molecule: messenger RNA, 7186 nt
Organism: Vigna umbellata (rice bean)
Lineage: Eukaryota; Viridiplantae; Streptophyta; Magnoliopsida; Fabales; Fabaceae
Source: RefSeq, a predicted model, not a curated record
UUUCGUGUUAUUUAGGUUUCGAGUUCUUUACGAAAUUCCUAGAGUGGAAAUGGAGUCUACUUGGAAAUAGUCUAUGUUUGCAUCAUGCUCACUCCUUGAACUAAUAAUUGCUAAUGUGGUUGUGUUAUAGCGAUACGUUAUUUGCUGUCUCUUUUAAUGAUGUUUUAGUUGAGAUAUUACAGUACUAAUACCAGUAGUCACUACGUUUCAAUUUUUUUUUAUAGGAACCAAUUCUAUUUAAAGGAAUAAUGUAUUGUAUCAACAUUUGCAGGGCGGAAUUAUUUUUGUCUCAUCUUUAUUGAUGUUUUGAGUUUGUAACAAAAUUCCAAUAGUGGGAAUCAAAUCUACUUGAAAAGCGUCUGUGUUUGCACGUAUACACUUCUUGAAUUAGUAUCUGGUGACGUGGCGUGUAUUAGUGAUACUUUAUGUGCUUUGUCUUAUAAUGAAAUUUUAUUGAGAUAUUACAGUAGUUUGACUAGAUACACUAAAAUUGUAGUAGAUUUUAUCGUCGAAGAACAUUCAUAGGAAACUGGGAAAGCUUUUUUUUCUUUGGAUAUAAUGCAUCUGCUCGGGAUCUGCAGGUUUUCUGGUUUUAAAUUAAAAAAUAAAUAUAAUGGGAAAGAACAUGGAUGUUAGGACCCCUGAUGUCCUUAAUCUUUUUUUUUUUCUUAACAGGGUCUUUACUGCCAAUUAAGAAAUAAUAUUCAGUCUAGUUUUAGAAAUAUCUGACAUUGGUGAACAGCUGCACAGAAAAGGUUUGCAUUUAGUAAGUAAAUUUCGGGUUGGGUGGCCUUUGAGUGGAUAGGUUUUCAUUCAACUUACAAAAAUGAUAUUUAUAAUUUGGUUUGUUUUGGAUCUCAUUACUGCUCCUUUAGUGCCCUAGUAUAAAUUAUUUAUGUGGCCUUGCCUAUGAUCAUAAUUUGUUUUCUGUGGAGGCACCUGCUGUCAAGUAGCUUCAAAAUUCGUUUCAGCAUGAUGGGAAAUUUUCAUAGUAUUCAUCUUUGGGAAUAGCACGCUCAUCUUCAUUUGCAACCAAAUGAGAGAUGGAUGCAAGUUAUCUUUAUCCACAAUUAGCACAUGGUUUAAGAUCAAAAUUUGUUGGAGGGAAGCAAGGCCCUGUUUACCCAAGCUUUCCCCUCUCAACCACCUCUGGGUCAGGCCAAACAGAUGCUGGAAAUUCUUUUAUGGGUCUACCUUAUGGUUCUCCAUCCUCGUUACGGUAUGAUUUUCAGAAUAUGUCUGAACGCAAGCUUGGCAUGUCAUCUGGUGAUUCUACUGAUGCUAUUGGGAAUUCUGUUGUUGAUUCUAUAGAAAGUGGAACCUUCCGGACAUCUGGAGUGGGGUUGAUAACAGAAAAUUUGAUUAACUGUAACCUGCAAAGUUGGGUGAAUAAUUUUCCUGAGAUUUCUUCUAGAGCAAUGGUUGGUUUGAAUAAUAGUAGUAAUUUUGUCUUCCAUAAUAUUUGGGGCAGCAAUACUGCUACUCAGCACACAGUUCCUUGUGGUACAAAAGCGGCAGAAUCUUUUUCUUUUCCAGAAUGGGGCUCACCUAAGUAUGCAACUCCUUAUAUGAGUGGGUGUCCUCGUGUGUUCUGCAUGGGAAAAAGUGGCCAUCUUCUUCUUAGCCAUACAGGGCUUCUUGGUGUUGUGUGCUCAUGCCAUUGUUCCCACAUGUCUGUUCUUAAGUUUUGCGAGCACUCGGGUUUACAUGGUGGUGACCCAGGGGAUGCUGUUUGUAUGGAGAGUGGGGAGACCAUUGCACAAUGGCGGAAGCUUUACUUCUUGAAGUUUGGGAUUAGGUCUCUGGGGAAUGAGAAUGGAUGGGACUGGCCAGAAGUAUUAUCAACAACAGGCAGUCCGAUGAAAUCCAAUGCAUCCGUGUUUGAUAUGUCCAAGACUAAUUUGUCUCAUAUUUUUAGUUCAUCUGCAGUCAUGUCAAGGUCUGGAAAGUCUUCUGACUAUGUCAUGUUUCCAAAUAAUGCUCAUAUGGACAACAAUUUAUUUAUUGGUACAUUGUCCAGAAAACAAGCAACAACAAUCCAGGAUGGUUGCAACAUUCCACUCAAAGGUUUUACUGGUAUUUCACAAAACAGCUUUGUUGAUUUGUUGAAAAGCCAGUUAAUGGAAUCUAAUCUGGCUAUGUACACAACUGCACCAAAUUUUGGUGGAACUCAGCUGGAUGAUGGUUGUCACCCUAUACCUCCUUUCUUGGAUUCUCUGAAAAGGAAAGUAAGUUUGUCAACGGUCCACUCACCUUUGCAAACACCAACAAACCUUUUGAAAGACCAUGAUUGCAUAAAACCAAAAGCAAAUGGUCUUGUAGGCAGAGAUGCGGCUUCAUCUAAUGUUGACCUUAGGCUUGGUCAACCACCUCAGACGGGAAACCCACUUCCAUCAUUUGUAGAACCACUGCAGUUUAAUGCCCUUGCCAGUACACCAAAAUUGCAACCUCAGAAGCAGAUGAUUAAUAAUGCAGACCUCAGCAGGGAGGAGGGAUUACAGAAUAAUUUUAGCUAUUCUGCUGCUUCAUUCAAAUUGGUUGAAGAAUUGCCUCAGCUUAAACCCAAGAACUAUAUGUCAGCUGUGGGUAAGGCUUCUGUUAAAGCUAGAUCAGAAACACAAAAUGUGGCCAAGGGUGUAUCAUUUUCACCAUUUUUGCAAGUUGAUGUACCUGGAAGAAAGACACAAGCUAGUGAAAAUUUGUGGGCUGAUGACAGCCAUAACAUGCCUAAGAAAAUGUAUUCUGAUUAUGGUCUCACAGGAAGGCAAUCGAAAAAUAAAUCUGUCGUAGGGACCAAUAAAUAUUUGGAAAAUAAUAUAGGGGUGAGCUUUGCCAAAGAUUCUGGUGGCAAAAGAAAUCCGGGAUUUGGAAUUGGUCAGUUAAUGAAAUAUCCAAGCUCCAUGAUGAGAUCUGUUGGUGGUUAUGAUAGUUGUAUUUCAGUUGUUAAUGAAAAGAUGUAUGAACCAAAUUUUGAAUCUACCUUGCCAUCAGAUACAUCGGUGCGGGCAAAUAUUUUGCAUGGUUCACACAAUACGUCUUCUCAUGGGCUAGAAAAUUAUGUGAUGAAUACUCAGACCUCCAUUCCAUUUAAAGAGAUUUUGAAAGGCAAUCCCUGUCAUGUUUCAGUUUCUGUGUCAAAUCAGACUCCGACUUUGCCACAGCAGCAGGCCAUUAAUAGGGAUGCUUAUUUUGUUGAUGAAAACACGAGGUUGCUUGCUGUGACACAGAUACCAGAGUUAUCUAAGCAAUAUCAUGCAUUGCAUUUUAAUAUGAAUCAGAAGCAAGGGGGAUCCAGCAGUAUUUUGAAAUUUCAGCAUUAUACUUGUGAGGCUUCAACAUCUGAACAGGGAACCUCUUGUGCAACAUUGAAAUUGCCUCAAAAUAGGUCGAUAUUUGGGAAUCAUGAGAAUACUGUUGGUUUAGAGAAGUUGCCUUCCCUCACAGGUAUGAACGGAUAUUAUCAUUUGUCUGACCUGUCACCAACACCUUUACAUUCUAAAGAAAAGGAAUCACAAUGUAAACAUUCUUAUGAUCUUCAAAACGAAGAGACUUCUUUAAGCCUUGGUAUAAACAAAGACAAUAUCAGAUCUAGUGCAUGUGAAAAAUACUCCGAGCAAUCACCAAAUAUAUGUUUGGAAGGCAAGUAUCCUUGUCCUGCUCUGAUAAACUGUUGCCGAAGCAACUUUUCCUCAGGGAUUGAACCCCUUCGUAAGAACCUAGGGCAACAACUUGCUGAUGUCAGUGGUGAAACUUCUUUGAAGAUGCCUUCAGAUUUGUUUAGAAAUCUGAAUACUUCGAACAAUGGAAAUAUCCACUUUGAGCAAGGUGGGCAUGCUCCUCAAUGGAGAGAUGUGCCCAGUAAGGUCAGGAAAGCAGUUUGUGAUGCGACAUCUUUAGAUCAAACAUUUAAUGGUUUCGAUAAGGAAGCACGAGAUGGUUUUCAACUUGGAAACAUUUCCACAAAACGCUCCAAAAUAACCACUGAUAUGGGAGACCUGUCAGAAGAGAAAGAAAAUUCUAAUGUUUCUUCUGGAUGCUCUGCUCCUGUGAUUACUCAGGCAUCUGUGAUGGUGAACAAAAUUGAUUACUGUACUGAUGAAGCUAUAGACACUGGCGUUGUCAACAAGCUCGAAGUCGAUGAAGGGUCAGGUAUUGAUCAAGGCUGCAUGUCAGAUUUGGUUGAAAGUGAAAGAACCGGUGAGUCUCUAGGCUUGAUCUCUGGGAAUUAUUUGAAAAAUGGUUGUUCGAGAGUGUUGAAUGAUGAAUCAUGUUGCGAUCUACUUGAUGAUCUUAAACUGUUAGAUUCCUUGAUAUGGAAGAAAGAAAGGAAUCAAAAUCAUUUUGUGCUUUCUGCUAAUUGUAAAACCAAUCAAUCUCAAAAAGUCAAGAGGGGCAUCAAUGGAAGAAAGCGAAAGAGAAAUGUGGUGAAGAUUCUAGAUGCUUCACUAUCUUCUGAAUUCCCUUCCUUGUUGCACAAUAAGAAUAAUGAAGAUGCUGAGAUUUUUAAUUCCUCUUCUAGUUUGUCAAAAGAAAUGCAAAUUUCUCUGCCUAGCCUGCAGAAAUCAUUUAACAAGUCUUCCUUUGUUCAAUCUUGUAACACACGUAUACAGUCCGCAUUUGCAUCUAAAUUUGUUUCCUGUAAGAAUCGUCUGAGCAAGCAUCUCAUUCAUAAAGUUUCCUAUGAGUCUCUAUCAGAUUCUGAUGCUGAGUUUCACUCACUGCCUGUAUUUUCUGGAACAAAGAGAUUGAGAAAGAAUCUCACUUCUGAUUUUGAGCAGUUUCAUAUACAAGAACCAUCCUAUGAGGAACCUGAAAAUGGUAAGUUGAGGCCAUUCUUAUGCAGAAAGGAAAAUGAUCAUAGAACAAGGCCAGUAGUAUGUGGAAAACAUGGUGAAAUUUGUAAAGAACAUUUGGCUAAAGAGGUGCAAAAGCCUGCAAAAAUUGUAUCCCUCAAGAAGGUCCUUAAGUCUUCCAAAAGGUGUAUGAGCCACACAAAUGGAAAACCUAGACUAACUUCAAAAAAGCAAUGGAAGAAAUUGAGCAUUGGAACAGAUAGUGGGUCCUGCUGUGGGAACCAUGGUUUAAAAAUUAAAGAACACGGUGAAACACAAACUACAAUAAUUUAUAAUAAAGCAAAUGUUGAUAUGUCCCUGGAAGACUUGGAGAGAGGUGGCAAGCAAGAUGCUAAAGCUAAAGCUAAGCAGGGUGUUAGGGUUGGAAAUAGAGAAAAUGUUCGAUUGAAGGUGAAGAACAAGGACAUUCGAAAACACCGCAGCAUUAAUGAGCUCACUGCUAAAGAAACCAAAGUGACGGAUAUGAUGAAUUGUGCUCAAGACAGAGAGACUGGUUUGUGUAGCCCAAAAAGUAGAAACUCUAGUCAAGGUCACCUAAACAUAUCUACUAUAAACUCAGAUACCUUCUGCUGUGUGUGUCGAAGCUCAAGCAAUGAUAAAAUCAACUGUUUGUUGGAAUGUUGUCAAUGCCUAAUUCGAGUGCACCAAGCUUGCUAUGGUGUUUCCACAUUACCCAAAAGAAGUCGCUGGUGUUGCAGACCAUGCCGGACCAACUCCAAAAAUAUUGCAUGUGUCCUAUGUGGAUAUGGAGGUGGGGCUAUGACUCGAGCAGCAACGAGUCAUGCGAUUGUCAAGAGCCUCCUAAAAGUGUGGAAUGGUGAGAAAGAUGGCAUGCCUAAGCAUACAACUUCAUGUGAAUUUUUUGGAAAGGAAAUAUAUGCAUUCCCAUCCUCAAAGGCUGGUCAAGAAAGGGUUUUAAAGACAAAAAUCCGUGAUACAUCAACAGAUCUGGUGAAAGUUCAAAUAUCUACAAAUCAUAUGCAGCAUACCCUCACUAGUCUUUCUAAUUUUAAGGUACACAACAGCAUUACUGCAGGAGUUCUUGAUCCAACUGUUAAACAAUGGAUUCAUAUGGUUUGUGGUCUUUGGACUCCUGGAACAAGAUGCCCGAAUGUUGACACCAUGAGUGCUUUUGAUGUAUCUGGUGUUUCGCGUCCCAGGGCAGAUGUGGUUUGUUCCAUUUGCAAUCGAUUCGGUGGUUCUUGUAUAGAGUGCAGGGUGGCUGAUUGCUCUGUCAAGUUUCAUCCUUGGUGUGCUCAUCAAAAGAACCUGUUGCAAAGUGAGACUGAAGGUAUUGAUGAUGAAAAGAUUGGAUUUUAUGGAAGAUGCAUGCUUCAUGCUAUUGAACCUAGAUAUCUGUCCAUGUACGAUCCUAUUGAUGAAAUGGGAAAUCAAGAAGAAAAGGAAUUCACCUGUGCCAGGGUAGAGGGUUACAAGGGAAGAAGAUGGGAUGGUUUUCAGGAUAAUCACUGCCAAGUUGGAUGCCUUGUUCCUGAGGAGCAGCUUAAUGCUUGGAUUCACAUCAACGGGCAGAAAUUAUGUUCUCAAGGACUCAUAAAAUUCCCCGAUUUGGAUAUGGAGCAUGAUUGUCGAAAGGAAUACGCACGGUACAAACAAGCAAGGGGAUGGAAACACCUUGUUGUGUACAAAUCCCGUAUACACGGACUUGGUCUUUACACUUCUCGAUUCAUUUCCCGGGGUGAAGUGGUGGUUGAAUAUGUUGGUGAAAUUGUGGGAUUGCGUGUGGCUGAUAAAAGGGAGAAGGAUUAUCAAUCUGGAAAGAAACUUCAGUACAAGAGUGCCUGCUACUUCUUCAGGAUAGACAAAGAGCAUAUUAUUGAUGCCACAAGGAAAGGGGGGAUUGCUCGGUUUGUUAACCACUCGUGCCUGCCAAAUUGCGUGGCAAAAGUGAUUACUGUAAGGCAUGAAAAGAAGGUUGUCUUCUUUGCUGAGAGGGAUAUAUUUCCUGGUGAAGAGAUUACGUAUGAUUACCACUUUAACCACGAGGACGAAGGAAAGAUUCCAUGCUACUGCAAUUCAAAAAAUUGCAGGCGCUAUAUGAACUGACGAAUUGCAAUUGUGGGCCACAUGGCAGCAUCAUGGCGCCUGAAAAUGCAAGUCGCUGCAAUGUAACCAAGGUGCCAUGUAGUUUGUAUAUGACUGGCAACAGUUUGCUAGGAGAUCUAUACGUGGAGCUGAGUUUUGCUCCUUAAUUUUUUGUAAAUAAGCUUUCUGUCGGUGAUCUUAAUUUUUUUAUCUUAAAUUAGUUCUUCUCACCUUCAAUUAUUAGACGCCUUCAGAUUAAUGAAAUUAUGGUGAAGAAAGUUUUCAUG